Messenger RNA from Pomacea canaliculata, 5521 nucleotides. RefSeq names its product girdin-like. The record is from RefSeq and is a predicted model, not a curated record. Gene Ontology annotation, biological process: cytoskeleton-dependent intracellular transport; cytoplasmic microtubule organization. Gene Ontology annotation, cellular component: centrosome; cytoplasm. Lineage: Eukaryota; Metazoa; Mollusca; Gastropoda; Architaenioglossa; Ampullariidae. Gene Ontology annotation, molecular function: dynein light intermediate chain binding; microtubule binding.
GUGACGUCACUUGCGGCUGCACGCCUUGCUUAGAAGCACGAGUCGCGUGCUAGCGUUGUUGUGAUCGGCGGAGGGGUGAAGUUUGUACGCCCCGUGUGUCACCCAGACUGUCAACUUGCGAACAGUCAAUGACGAGAAAAGAACAGUUUUCAUUGCUUUGUACGACACAUACACGAUCACAGAAGGAUUUGCUGUACAGCGUUCACGAUUCUCCAACUUCAAAUAGAUAUGAGAGAUUGUGUCGCAUGUUCACCGUGACCCACAGCGCACACAAAAAAAGGGCGAGCGUAGAGUUUACUGAGUGUAAUCUCCUAAGUGCAUGAUCGUACCUGUUCCUCUAGGGUGCAGGUAUGAUAAACAAGGAUCGACACGCGAGUGAAAGUAAAGUUCAGUUUGAUUAGCCCCCUCUCCCCUUCUUUAGUAAGCAGGCGAAGAAGAAGAUGUAGUCCGUCUCAGUUACGAUGGAGUUGUUACUACCACUCGACAAGACACACGAGUGUUAUUCAAAAGAAAGUAGACUGGCAGCGAAAACGAAGAUUGCACCGCCAGUGGUGAACGAACACUGUACACCUGCAUAGCUCAGACGGCGGCAGCGUUGACUAGAGGAAAACAAUGUGGCACUGAGCAAAUGUGGUACCAUGGAAUAUUUUGUAGGAUUGUUCACUAGCGUGUAGUGUGGCCUAGCAGCAGACUUCUGGCUACAUCUAUAGCCCCCUUCAUCAGACCAAAGAGCCGCCUUGGAUACUCUGGAUGAAUCAUGGCCGAAAACGACUACAUGUCUAACCCGUUGGUGCUCUGGAUUGACACCUUCCGGCCACCAGAUUCCAGACCAUUGGAGUAUAAAGAUUUAUAUGAUGGAGUAUUCUUAAAUGACAUCAUGCAGCAGAUAGACCAGCGACCAUCCUAUGGAGGUGUGCAAAGAACUGUAGAGGAUGUUUCCACACGGAUCCUAAACUGGGAUAUUCUCGUCAAGAACAUUCGAGCUUACUACCUUGAAGUUCUACAGCAGAUCGUCAUCUGGCGACUACCGAACAUCCAGGCCAUUUGCAGGGAGCCAGAGAAAGACACCAGCUUCAAGGAGGUUCGCAAGACGCUGCUGCUGAUCCUGGGCUGCGCCGUGCAGUGCGAGCAGAAGGAGGACGUCAUCGAGAACAUCAAACGGCUGGACAUCCGAGUGCAGGAGGCCAUGGUGGAGCACAUCAAACAGAUCACUGACGACAGCGAUGCUGUUAUCGCCAUCGAGCCUUCGGACAACUUGGAGGCCCACGCUGACAAGAUGCUGCGCCACAUCACUAGACUCAUACGAGAGCGGGACGAACAUGCCGAGUUCCUGCAGGACAUGACGCAGGAACGAGACUUCUACCUGUCGCAGGUGGAGGGGUGUCCAGCACCGGCUGCAGCCGCGUUGACUCCUGACAAACAUCACCUGGCAGUGGAGCUGGCCGAGUGUAAGGCCAAGCUGAGGCACACCCGCCAGGAGCUAGAGGACCGUCAAGAGCUGCUGUCAGACCUGAGGGACGAACUGGAUUACACCAAAACAGAUCUCGCCAAAAUGAAACAGGAGAACGCUGACCUGGUGCAAGAGGCGCGGACAACGCGGUCCUUGAGAGAUGAGCUGGACAUUUUGAAAGAAAAGGCCAGCAAAGUGGAUACCUUUGAGAAGGAGAUACUCAAGUAUAAAGAGCGGCUCAAUGAACUUGAAUUUUACAAGGCCAGGACAGAGGAGUUGCGAGAAGAAGUGCACAUCCUAGAUGAGACACGCACAAUGCUGGAGGAGCAGCUAGCUACAAGCCGGCGGCGCGUUGAGACAGUUAUAGAACUAGAAAACAAGCUUAUGAAGUACCAUCAACAAAUUGAAGAGCUCCAUGCAGAACGCGAUCUUGACCGUGAACGGAUCGAGAUGCUGACUGAAGAGAAUGCAAGGUUAGAGUUUGAAAAAAAGUCAAGGAUGAAUGAGAGUGCCAGCUUGGAAAAAGAACUUGAAGAUGCAAGGGCAAAGGUUGGAGGCAUGAGAGGGUCAUUGUCAGACCAGCUUACAGAGACCUCAAAUGCCAAGAUACUUCGAUUAGAACUGGAGAACCAGCGGCUGUCAUCCAAAGUGCGAGAAAUGGAAGAAGGUGCUCUGAUUCAUUCUGCAGAGCUGAAUCUGCAGCUGGAAAAGGAGAACCAGCGCCUGCUUAAACGCAUUGAAAAGCUUCAGGAGUCUGUACAGGAGAGCACACAGAAGCUUCUGGAAGCAGAAGAAGACCAAACAAAGCGAGAUGGUGAGAAAAGGAGCUUGCAGCAAGCAUUAGAGAUGGUCAAGGAGAAUGCUGACAGGCAGGUGCGUGAACUGGAGCAAGAGAACAUUCAGCUCAAUCAGGUCAUCGAGACACUCCGUGAACGCAGUGAAAACAACGAUGCCAAGAUGAAGGACUUGGAGCGUGAGAACAAGCGCUUGUUGGAGACUAUCAACACAAAGAACACCCAGCUGUCCAAGAUGGAGUUUGAGAGUAGACAGUUAAAUCGCUCAUAUGCCAAACUCAAAGAAAAUGUUGACAGUAUUUCCGAGCUUGAGCAGGAGAACAGUGCUCUGGAGAAAGAAAACAGUGACCUGCAUCAAAAAGUGACCACCUUGCAGCACACCUGUGAUAAAUUUGAACAGCUGGAACAGGAGUUGUCUGACAUGGAAGUUGAAAACAGGAAGCUUCAAAAGACAGUUGGGUCUUUGCAGGCUGAAGCAAAAAAGACAGAACAAUUGGAGAAGGACAACAUAAACUUAACUGUAGAAAAACAGAAACUAGAAAGGACUAUUGAGAACCUCAAAACUUCCUCAGGCAAAGUGGCAGAACUAGAAAGCGAGAAAGACUUGCUGAACAAGGAGCUUCAGCAAGUGAAAAAGUUAUUGGAAUCUCAGAAAGCACAGAAGGCUAAACAGGAACAGCUUGAGUUCGAACUUCUGGACUUGGACAAUGAGAACCAGCGGAUGCAGAAAACACUAGACGCCACCAAGAAUCGCCUACAGCAGCUGGAGAAAGACAAUGCUGACAUUGAGGCUGAAAACGAACAGUUGCAGAAGCAGAUGGAGUCUUUCAAGGUGUCUUCCAAGAAGCUUGAGGACAGUGAAAAGGAGACGCAGGAGUUGGAAGGAGAGCUGGACAAGUGUCGCAAGGAAAAGGCAGCUGUGGAGAAGGAGAACCGCAAGCUGCGCCAGUCUCUAGACAUGAAAGAUGCAUCACUGGAUGAGGUAAACACAAAGUUGCACACACUGGAACAGGAUUACAAGAUGGCCAAGCGAAAUGUGGAGCAGCUGCAAGCCACAGUGGCAAGAGUGAAAGAGCUUGAGAAAGAAAACAAGGAAAUGUUCCAGGAGAUGAACACGGAGAAGAAGACUAUCGCCACUUUGAGAGAAGAGCUGGUGAAGGAGAAGAUCAAAAAUCAGGAAUUGUAUAACCAGCUGGAGAAGCUGAACCAGGAACUGGAGUUCAUUGGCAUUAACAGGCAGAAGUUGGAACAGGCCGAACAUUCCCAGGGUGAAAAUCGACUGAAGGCCCUAGAGAGUCUGAUGCAGGAAACACUGAAGAAGAACAGUGAGAUCAAAGAUGAGAAGAUUCAGGCUCUGGAGAUCAGGCUUGAAGAAUCCAAAAGCCGUAACCUUAAACUGCAAGAAGAGUUGCACCAUGUCAGGCGGGAAAGUGAAGCUGUCAAACAACGAUAUGAGGAAGAAAUGGCAUCGCGGGCCUAUAGAGAGACAGCCAACAUACCAAGGGACAGCCAGAGAACCACAGUACAGUAUGUGCAUGCCCACCCACCUCAACCCACGAAGGAGAUCUUGGAGCUGAAAGACCACCUGGUGGAUUUGGAGAGAACGAACGCCACCCUCCUGGCAGACAAGAGCAACUUACAGGCUAUGCUGAGCACUAUGUCUGAACAGUGCCAGAAGCUAGAGAAGCAAGCUGCUGGUCUGCAGUCACAUGGCACUGCCUUGCAAACCCAGAUCAAUGCCCUUCAGUCCCACAAAGCGCAGCUGCAGGUGGAAAACACAACCCUACAGUCUAAGAGUGCCUCCUUGGCUUCAGAAAAAUCUGAUCUUCAAACACAGUUGGCGAAUCUGGAGGCCGAACACGACGCUCUCAUCCAGCGGCAGGAAGACUUGUCAAGGCGUAAAGAUGCCCUUUCUCGUGACUACGAAUCAUUACAAGAUCUGCAUAAACAGCUGUCGCUUGAGUAUGAAGAGCAGAUCUCAGAACAUGGGUCUCUGAAAUCCAUCCAUAAAUCACUCAAGUCUGAACUGAAAGAUGCACAAGAACAGCUGGAUAAAUUUCUACAGGGAAAAAAUGAUGUCAACAAAAUUCGAGACAUGCUGGAAAAGGAACGCCAGGAACUUCAGGCAGAAAAGAGGUCUCUGGGCAACCUCCAGGCAGAUUACAGCCACUUGCGAGACGAGCAAAGCCAGCUGCGCAUUGCCUAUGAUCGACUAAGCAGAGAUUACACUGACUCGCUGGCCAGCCAUAAACAGUUGAAAAGUGAGCUAAACUCUCUGCAGUUGAAACACACAGAACAGUCGGGACAGCUGAUUGAGUAUAAGGAGCAGCUAACAUCCACAGUCUUGGAGGUGGAAAAAGCUGAAAAUAGACUUGAGGCAAUGUACCAGGUCAAUGAGCGGCUUGAGAACGAAAAUCAGACGCUACUGAUGCAGAUCAAGCAACUGCUGAACCAAAACCAAGAACUGCUGACACAGGCCCUUAACAGCAAGGAUCAGUAUGCUGAAGAGGCAAAGAGUUACAUGGAGAAGCUGGCUGAGCUGCGGAGGCAGAAAGAAAGGCUGGAGGAGAAGAUUAUGGAGCACUACAAGAACAGGAUGAAUUCACCAAAAAAGAACAGGGGCAUUGGUGCUAUGAUUGCCAGAAAAGCAAGGAACAUUAUUUCAAGGGCUCCUAGACGUAGUAAGAGCCGCCCUGACCUGACAACACUGGACAGCUCAUCUCAAGGAUCUGGUUCUCACGGAGAUUCUUCGGAACACAUCAGCGAAAGCAAUACUAGUAGAAAAUCUGCAUGGCCAAACAACAGACGACAUAGUGUUCACGAAUUGGCGUUUACUGAGGACCACAAUCUCGACAAGCAAAACAAAAGUUUGGCCAAAUCUUACAGUGCCUUGCCCAUGGCAGGUUCAACUGAGAGAGGAGUAGAUGCUGGGCAAUACAUGCGAGGUGCAAAAACUACGGAUGACUUAGAAAAAGAACCAGCAAGAACGGAAGAUGAAACAGAUGGAGGUUUCCGCAUGUCGCAUCUGUCACCACAGAUAGAGGACCGACAAAAGGAGUAUCCCCUGGCAGUGAGAUGCUGACUCUGAAACAGUUUUUGAAGGAGGCAGAGAAGGAGGCUAUCAAAUCACCUGUAACAAUCGAAGAAUACAGGAAAGAAGACGCAGUCAAGAAGAUUCCGAAUCCCGUAGCAGUGAAAGUUCUGAUCACAGCAACAGGGCACUGCAGCGCCUGCACACACUGUCUGCUGCACAGCAGCACCACCAGCGCCUCAUGAG